This is a messenger RNA of Cooperia oncophora, 621 nucleotides long. NCBI's taxonomy places the organism in Eukaryota, Metazoa, Nematoda, Chromadorea, Rhabditida, Trichostrongylidae. The record is from the annotation of a GenBank genome assembly.
AUGACUGAAGAAGCACAAAGUACACGUUUUGAUUCUGACGAUGAGGAGGGACGAUGUACACCAUCACCAGAACCAGAAACCAAAAAGAGAAAACUUUCUCCUGGUAAACUCUUACCAGCAGAUGUCAUGAAAGGUAAUGAAGCAGACUAUGGAGAUUUUGUCCUUGACCGAACGGAAUCAUAUAGUCUUGACGCCGAUGAUAUAGCCAUGUUGGAAAGCUCGUCGGGCAAUGAAGACAGCUCAAUUUGGAAGGAAAAGGUUCUCUCUAGCUUAUUAAAUGGCCAAGAAGACGACACUAGUAGCCAGUCCGCAAAGAAAGUUGUACCGAAAAAGGUAAAUAACGGAUGUUUCAACUGCGACGGCGAUCAUCAUCUUAAUGAAUGUCCUGAGCCUAAAGAUAUGAGGAAGAUUCGGCAGCGCCAGACUGAAAUGCGAAAUAGAAAUAACACAACGCGAUACCAUGACGGAACGCCUAGUGAGAAGAAAUUUCGGGCUGGCCGAAUAAGCGAUGAUCUUCGUAAUGCCCUAGGCAUUGGCAGACAUGACAUUCCUGAAUAUAUCUAUCGUAUGCGUAGAAUGGGUUUCAUCAGAGGAUAUCCGCCUGGGUACUUGAAAAAGUGA